Messenger RNA from Labeo rohita (rohu), 3203 nucleotides. It is a transcript of the gene matn3a, whose product is annotated as matrilin 3a. Gene Ontology annotation, molecular function: calcium ion binding. The transcript is spliced from 10 exons. The record is from RefSeq and is a predicted model, not a curated record. Bases 61 to 2670 code for a protein of 869 amino acids. Lineage: Eukaryota; Metazoa; Chordata; Actinopteri; Cypriniformes; Cyprinidae.
UCAGUUAGCUGAGAAGACCGCACGCCAACUUGAAACAGACUUGAGAAGAACGGAGAAACAAUGAAGUCCUUCAUUGGGAGUUUGGUUUAUUGCCUCUCUCUUCUGCUGGUCGAUCUCUGUGAAUCCUAUGACUUUAAUAAUCCAUCCCACAUUUUAGCUCAAAGUUACGCACAAAGAAGAAAUCAGGCACUUCCACAUCGGACACUGAACCCAGCAGUAUACAGGAGUAAAUACUGGUUAGAUGGACCUGAUCAUCCUAACAAACAGAGGAGGAAGAUUUUGCCCCAUCUUAUCUCAGUAGCUUAUCCAGGACCCACAGCUCCUUCUCAACCCAAAGUUUAUGACUGGUUCAAAGACAUACCAACCACAAAGGUGCAUAAUACAAAUAAUGACCAAUCUCCACCUGAGGCACGCACGCAGCUGAGAGGUGAAUGGGCACCAAUAGUUUGCCGUAAAGUUCAAGAUCCAAAACAAGCAGUUGUAGCUACAGGAGAAUCAGGGGAAAGUACAGAUGUGUCAACUGCGGUGUCAAAUCGACCACUUGUUGUUCCACAACAACCAUAUGUAGGUUCAGAACAAUCAGUGGUUCUUCCAGAGCAAUCAGCAAAUAACCAGCCAACCAUUCCGAAGGCUGCUCCCGAGACCUUGGCAGCCUCUUUGAAUCUCUCCCAACCUCAGAAACCUAUACCACAAUCCUUGUCAACAUUGGAGCAAGAACCAAAUUCACAAGGCACCUUACCCCAAUCCAUUCCAGCCUCUACCAUGACACCAGAGGCAUAUCCUCAAAGUUUCUUCUCUGAAUCCCUGCCAACAUCCACACUUACACCAGAGACAUACUCCCAGAGCACUUUAUCCCCACCCUUGCCAAAGUUCACCUAUACUAGAGAGCUAUUUCCUCAAAAAAUCCCAUCCCAAUCUGAGUUAGAGCCAUAUGACCACAGUGCCUUCAUGGAAUCCCUGCCAAUAUCCACACUGAUACCAGAAACAUAUCCCCAAAGCACUUCACCUCAGCCUGUCCCAAUGUCCACUCAUAGAUCAAGUCCAUAUUCCCAAAAGAUCUCCCAAUCCAUGUUAACAUCCACACUGAUGCCAGAGACAAAUCCCCAAAGUGCUUUGCCUCAGCCUGUCCCAGUGUACACUCAUAGAUCAGGGCUAUUUUCUCAAAAGAUCUCAUCCCAAUCCCUGUCGACAUCUAGUUUGACACAAGAGGCACAUCUUCAGAUCGCCCCAACAAUGUCUACUGUGCCACAAGAAUCAUUACCAGAGGCGCCAGGCAGGAUUAUUACCCACAGCAGGAUAGACAUCACAGGGAGGACAGCAACAGAUUCGCAAUGUAGGAGCCGCCCACUGGACCUGGUCUUCAUCAUUGACAGCUCACGUAGCGUGCGUCCAGGUGAGUUUGAGAAGGUCAAGAUCUUCCUGGCUGACAUGGUGGACACUCUUGAUGUUGGCCCCGAUGCCACACGUGUCGCAGUGGUGAACUACGCCAGCACGGUCAAAAUUGAGUUCCUGCUGAAAAACCAUCUUACGAAGGACACUAUAAAGCAAGCCAUCAGCCGCAUUGAACCCUUGGCGGCAGGAACCAUGACUGGUAUGGCCAUCAAGAAAGCCAUGGAUGAAGCCUUCACUGAAAAGUCAGGAGCACGGCCUAAAUCGAAGAACAUCUCGAAGGUUGCCAUCAUUGUCACCGACGGACGUCCUCAAGACCAAGUCGAAGAUGUGUCGGCUGCAGCACGGGCUUCUGGGAUUGAGAUUUACGCAGUCGGAGUGGACAGGGCUGACAUGCGGUCACUGAAGCUCAUGGCCAGCAAUCCGCUUGAGGACCAUGUGUUCUACGUGGAGACCUACGGUGUCAUUGAGAAGCUCACCUCAAAGUUCCGGGAGACAUUGUGCGGUAUGGACGCCUGUGCAAUGGGACAUGACUGUGAGCACAUAUGUGUCAGCAGUGGCUCCUCCUUUUACUGCAAGUGCCGGAAGGGCUAUAUUUUGAACGAAGACCAGAAAACAUGUUCCCUAAAACACAUGGAUGCCUGUGAAAUGGGACACAGCUGUCAACACAUUUGUGUGAGCAGUGGCAACUCGUAUCACUGCAAAUGCCGCUCAGGGUUUGUCUUGAAUGACGACAUGCGAACAUGCUCCAUUAGAGGCGCUGGCGCUUACGGACAUGGUGACAGUGUACACAAGGGUGACCGAAAGAAAAAGAAUGAAGGCAACCAAAAUGGUGAAGGUAGUGCGAGUGUGAAUGCCUGUGCGUUGGGCCACGACUGCCAACACACAUGCGUCUCCAGCGGUUCGUCAUAUUACUGCACGUGUCCUCCUGGCUUUGUUUUGAUGCAGGACAAGAAAUCAUGUUUCAAAGCCAGUGACGCUGAUGGUGAUGGUAGUGCCAGUCUGGACUACUGUGCGCUGGGUCAUGAAUGUGAACACGUUUGCGUCAACGAUGAUGCUUCCUAUCACUGUGAAUGCCACCAGGGUUUUGUGUUGCAAGAAGACAAGAAAUCAUGUUCCAAAAAAAAGGUGAAAGUGGAGAUCGUUCAGGACCCUUGCAUGUGUGAGGCUCGCCUGGCUUUCCAGAGGCAGACACAAACCUCCCUACAGGACCUCAGCACCAGACUUGCUGCUGUCAUAAGAAAGGUUGAGCAAAUGGAAAACAUGCUGGGACGCAUGUAACAGAGCAGUUCUUGGGUCAACAUGUUCUGUGAACUUUCAGUGAUUACUGGAGUGGAUAUGGAGCACUAGACAACAAGACUGCUUCUGUUUCAUCACUGAAGCCACAUUGAUCAUAUGUGAACCUCUUUAUGGCUUUAAAAAUGGAUCACAGUGGCUGAUUUUCAGAUGAUGUUUCUUAAACCACAUGUUCACAAAUGUUCACAGACCCCCAAAAAAUGAAUAUUAACCAUAUCCAAAUAUUAAUUCAUAUUAAUAAGAGUAUAAAGAGAAUAAAUCAUGCAUGAAGCUGGAACGUAUGUAUAAUGAUGUUCUUUUGCUCCCCAGAAAUGGUCAAAAGAAUUUUUUUAUUUAAAUAGACUAAAUUAUACAACAUAUUGUAACCAAUUUUACUAUGGGUCAUUAUCAAAGGAAUAUUUUUAUUGCUUAUGUUUAUGUCAAAGAACCUUGUGUAGACUCCCAUGUAUGCUGUUAAAACUAAAAUAAAGACAUAUUGUAGUCUACAAUAUUUAUAAUCAAGCAGUUAUAUUCAUUAU